GGCCAAGAAGACGCAGGAGGAGGCUUUGUACACACUGCAAAGGGACGGCCUGAGUGUUGGGGACACCGCCGCCUGCGGGGUGCAUCGAUACAAAGUCCGACAGGACCCCUCGACUGUCGCCACUCCUCUCCUCCCAGGAGCUCCGAUGGCGGCGGCUGCGCUGACGGACCCGGCUCAGGGCAGUGUGACCUUUGAGGAUGUGGCCGUGUACUUCUCCUGCGAGGAAUGGUGUCUUCUUGAUGAGGUUCAGAUACACCUGUAUCUUGAUGUCAUGCUGGAGAACUUUGCCCUUGUCUGCAUGCUGGGUUCUUGGCGUGGAGUCGAUGAAGAGACACCUUCUGAAGAGAACAUAUGUGUGGAGGGAGUUUCACAGAUUAGGACCCCCAGGGCAGGUUCAUCUCCUGAGAAGGCCCAGCCCUGUAAGAUGUGCGUCCCAGUCUUGAGAGACAUUUUGCACUUGGCUGAAGAGCAGGGAGCAAAUAGGGGCCAGAAAGCAUACACAUGUGGGGCAUGUGGGAAACAGUUCUAUUUCACUGCAAACCUUCAACAGCACCGGAAGCAGCACAUUAGAGAGAAACCUUUCCGAUGUGAUGUGAGGAGACUUGCAUUUCUGAAGAGCUUCACAGUCUACACAUCAGGGAAUCUCUCUGUGUACAGUGAAAUUGGAAAGAAAUUAGCAGCCAACAUGGGACUUCAGCAACAGGCCACUAAUAUCAGGAAGGAACAAAACAACAGUCAUGAGUGUGAAGCUGUUUUUCACAGUGGAACAAUUCAUCGGAGCUGGGGAGAAGGCAGAAAAUCCUCCAGCCACACAGAUAUGUAUGAGAGAGUCAUCACUAGUGAAGCGUUUUGUGAGUGCAGCAAAUGUGGGAAAGCCUGCACCCAAAGUUGUAAUCUUAUGCAGCACCAGAGAGUUCACACUGGAGAGAAGCCUUAUGAGUGCAGCGAAUGUGGAAAAUCCUUUAGCCGAAGCCACCACCUCAGUGUGCAUAGGAAGAUCCACACCGGAGAGAAGCCUUAUGCAUGCAAGAAAUGUGCUAAAUCUUUUCUCCAAAGGUCCAGCUUCAUUCAACAUCUGAGAGUUCACACUGGAGAAAAGCAUUAUGAAUGCAGUGAAUGUGGAAAAUCUUUUAGCAAAAAGUCCAAUUUCCUUCAACAUAAGAGAGUUCAUACUGGAGAAAGGCCUUAUGAGUGCAGUGAAUGUGGGAAAUCCUUUAUCCAUAGAUGUCAACUUUUUAUACACCAGAGAGUUCACACAGGAGAAAGGCCUUAUGAGUGCAGUGAAUGUGGGAAAUCCUUUAUUCAUAGAUGUCAACUUCUUAUACACCAGAGAGUUCACACAGGAGAAAGGCCUUAUGAGUGCAGUGAAUGUGGGAAAUCUUUUACAGUUAGGUCUGUCCUGCAAAAUCAUCAGAGAAUUCAUACUGGAGAGAGGCCUUAUGAGUGCAGCCAAUGUGAGAAAUCCUUUAUCCAUAGAUGUCAACUUCUUAUACACCAGAGAGUUCACACAGGAGAAAGACCUUAUGAGUGCAGUGAAUGUGGGAAAUCUUUUACAGCUAGGUCUGCCCUCCAAAAUCAUCAGAGAAUUCAUACUGGAGAGAGGCCUUAUGAGUGCAGCCAAUGUGGGAAAUCCUUUAUCCAUAGAUGUCAACUUCUUAUACACCAGAGAGUUCACACAGGAGAAAGGCCUUAUGAGUGCAGCCAAUGUGGGAAAUCUUUUACAGCUAGGUCUGGCCUCCAAAAUCAUCAGAGAAUUCAUACUGGAGAAAGACCUUAUGAAUGCAGCCAAUGUGGGAAAUCCUUUAUUCAUAGAUGUCAACUUCUUAUACACCAGAGAGUUCACACUGGAGAAAGGCCUUAUGAGUGCAAUGAAUGCGGGAAAUCUUUUACAGCUAGGUCUGCCCUCCAAAAUCAUCAGAGAGUUCACACAGGAGAAAGGCCUUAUGAGUGCAGUGAAUGUGGAAAAUCCUUUAUUCAUAGAUGUCACCUUCUUAUACACCAGAGUUCACACAGGAGAAAGGCCUUAUGAGUGCAGUGAAUGUGGGAAAUCCUUUAUUCAUAGAUGUCAACUUCUUAUACACCAGAGAGUUCACACAGGAGAAAGGCCUUAUGAGUGCAGCCAAUGUGGGAAAUCUUUUACAGCUAGGUCUGGCCUCCAAA
Molecule: messenger RNA, 2160 nt
Organism: Orcinus orca (killer whale)
Lineage: Eukaryota; Metazoa; Chordata; Mammalia; Artiodactyla; Delphinidae
Product: zinc finger protein 883-like
Biological process (GO): regulation of transcription by RNA polymerase II
Molecular function (GO): DNA-binding transcription factor activity; RNA polymerase II cis-regulatory region sequence-specific DNA binding
Source: RefSeq, a predicted model, not a curated record